Esox lucius (northern pike) is the source of this 7474-nucleotide messenger RNA. RefSeq names its product multidrug resistance-associated protein 1. The transcript is spliced from 32 exons. The record is from RefSeq and is a predicted model, not a curated record. Lineage: Eukaryota; Metazoa; Chordata; Actinopteri; Esociformes; Esocidae. Gene Ontology annotation, molecular function: ATP binding; ATP hydrolysis activity; ABC-type transporter activity. Gene Ontology annotation, cellular component: membrane. The coding region runs from base 918 to 5495 and encodes 1525 amino acids. Gene Ontology annotation, biological process: transmembrane transport.
CUGAGAGAGGCAGAGAGAGAGUAUAGGACAGAACUCAUUCUUCUACCAGAGUAUAGGACAGAACUCAUUCUUCUACCAGAGUAUAGGACAGAACUCAUUCUUCUACCAGAGUAUAGGACAGAACUCGUUCUUCUACCAGAGUAUAGGACAGAACUUGUUCUUCUACCAGAGUAUAGGACAGAAUUAAUUAUUCUACCAGAGUAUAAGACAGAACUCGUUCUUCUACCAGAGUAUAGGACAGUACUCGUUCUUCUACCAGAGUAUAGGACAGAACUCGUUCUUCUAUCAGAGUAUAGGACAGAACUCGUUCUUCUACCAGAGUAUAGGACAGAACUCGUUCUUCUAUCAGAGUGUAGGACAUAACUCGUUCUUCUACCAGAGUAUAGGACAGAACUCGUUCUUCUACCAGAGUAUAGGACAGAACUCGUUCUUCUACCAGAGUAUAGGACAGAACUCGUUCUUCUACCAGAGUAUAGGACAGAACUCGUUCUUCUAUCAGAGUGUAGGACAGAACUCGUUCUUCUACCAGAGUAUAGGACAGAACUCGUUCUUCUACCAGAGUAUAGGACAGAACUCGUUCUUCUACCAGAGUAUAGGACAGAACUCGUUCUUCUACCAGAGUAUAGGACAGAACUCGUUCUUCUACCAGAGUAUAGGACAGAACUCGUUCUUAUAUCAGACACGAAGUGAGCGAGGAGGGUGACAUUAGUGUAACACAGCAAAGCGUUCUUUCCAUACUUCUUGGUAGAGGUCGACUCAGGCACCACCCCAGUCUGAGAAAGGGAGGAGAAAGGUCGGAGAAAAGAGAGGUGGGCUUCACCUUUUCACCUCAUGAAAUCAGAAUUUGCCAAGAGAAGCAGCGCAAUCGAAGGAGGCAGAGGUCUGGAGGUGAAGGAAGGGGUGAGAAGCAGGGGAAUAUGAACGAUCUGUGCAGCAUCAGUGGACUGGAUCCAUUAUGGGACUGGAACGUGACAUGGUACACACCUCACCCAGACCUGACCCAGUGUUUCCAGCACACGGUUCUAGUGUGGUUCCCCUGUAUCUUCCUGUGGUUCUGCAGCCCGCUAUAUCUGCUGCACCUCUGGUUCACCGACCGCGGACGCAUUCCACUCACCACCCUCUGCUGUGCCAAGACUGUAUUGGGUUUGUGUCUGGCCUCCUUCGGCUUUCUGGAGGUGUUCUACCUGCUGGUGAGAAGGAGUGCGGAGAUCCAGCAACACCUGGUCUUCCUGUUAAGCCCUGUCAUACGAAGCCUCACCAUGCUCCUAGCAGUGUGUAUGAUGCAGUGGGAGAGGAUGAAGGGAUGUCGUUCCUCCGUCCUUCUGUUUCUCUUCUGGACGCUGGCAGUGAUCUGCUCCCUCGUUCCACUCAGAGGCAACAUACAGCAGAUCGUUGACAAGUCAGCAGUUGGCACAAGACAGAGAGAGGAGGGGUCAGAAGUGCAACAGCAGGAUGGGUUCUCUACAGAUGCAAUGCCUUUUGUAGCAUUCUUCAUCUACUUCUCCCUUCAACUAACUCAGCUCAUCCUCAGCUGCUUCUCUGACCAGAGGCCCAACACAGACAAACACACCUACAGAAAGAGCCCCUGUCCAGAAGAGGAUGCCUCUUUCCUCUCCAAGAUGCUCUUCUGGUGGUUUGGAGGGCUCGUUGUCCAGGGCUAUCGUUCUCCUCUGCAAGCGGACGACCUCUGGUCUCUGAGAGACGAAGACUCUUCGGACCGGAUCAUAGCCGACCUGGAGGGAGACUGGGCCAGGGAGUGUGCCAAACUACAGCAAAUGGAGCGUAGUCUGUCAGGCUCCUGUCCAGCAGGUCCAAAGCUAACUGAGCAGACCCAGCUGCUGAAAAAGCUUAAACAGGAGCAGAGUUCGGGGUUCUGCCUGUUCAGGGUUCUGGCUCGGAGCUUCGGACCCUUCUUCCUUAGGGGGACCUUCUGCAUCAUAAUCCACGAUGCCUUCAUGUUCUCCGUACCACAGGUGCUCAGCCUGUUGCUGGGGUUCAUGCAUGACGAAGACUCCCCUCUGUGGAAGGGCUACAUGUUUGCCUUCCUGAUGUUCCUGCUGUCCAGCCUCCAGUCCCUAUUCAACCACCAGUACAUGUACUCCUGUUUCACCGUAGGAAUGAGGGUCAAGACCGCCGUCAUGGGCCUCGUUUACAGGAAGUCUCUGUUGAUCAGCGGCGCAGCGCGGCGGUCCUGUACGGUAGGUGAGAUCGUUAACCUGGUGUCAACCGACACUCAGAAACUAAUGGACAUGGUUGUGUACUUCAACGCCGUGUGGGUGGCGCCCAUCGAGAUCACUCUCUGUCUCUUCUUCCUGUGGCAGCGUCUGGGUCCGUCAGCCUUAGCAGGCAUAGCCACAGUGAUCCUGAUCUUUCCUCUCAAUGGCUUUAUCGCCAAGAUGAGGAGCAAGCUGCAGGAGGUCCAGAUGCGCUACACAGACAGCCGGAUCAAACUGAUGAAUGAGAUCCUGAGCGGUAUUAAGAUUCUGAAGUUCUAUGCCUGGGAGCGCGCCUUCCUGGAGUGGGUUUUAGGGUACAGGGAGAAGGAACUCAAUGCCCUGAAGAGAUCCCAGGUCCUUUACUCCAUCUCCAUCGCCUCCUUCAAUUCCUCUUCCUUCCUGAUAGCGUUUGCCAUGUUCGGUGUCUACGUUCUUAUCGAUGACAAGAACGUCCUCGAUGCCCAGAAGGUGUUUGUUUCCAUGGCGCUGAUCAACAUUCUGAAGACGCCCCUCAGCCAGCUGCCCUUUGCCAUGAGCACAACCAUGCAGGCCAUCGUGUCUCUAAAGCGUCUAGGAAAGUUCCUGUGCCAGGAUGAGCUAAAGCCUGACAGUGUCAACAGAGAAUUAUACAGCCCUGAGGGAGGUGACGGGGUGGUGAUCGAGAGUGGCACGUUUGGCUGGUCCAAGGAGGGACCUCCCUGCCUGAGGCGGAUCGACGUGCGGGUGAAGAAGGGUUCUCUAGUGGCCGUGGUGGGGCACGUGGGGAGUGGCAAGUCCUCCCUGCUGUCCGCCAUGCUGGGGGAGACGGAGAAGAGGAGCGGCCAGGUCUCAGUCAAGGGCUCGGUGGCCUACGUACCUCAGCAGGCUUGGAUCCAGAAUGCCACCCUGAAAGACAACAUCAUGUUUGGUCAGGAGAGGAAGGAGAGCUGGUACCACAGAGUGGUGGAGGCCUGCGCCCUGCUGCCAGACCUGGAGAUCCUGCCUGCUGGAGACGGCACCGAGAUCGGGGAGAAGGGUUUAAAUUUGUCAGGAGGCCAGAAGCAGAGGGUCAGUCUGGCCAGGGCGGUCUACAGGAAGGCUGAUGUCUAUCUCCUAGACGACCCGCUGUCUGCUGUUGACACCCAUGUGGGUCAACACAUCUUCGAAAGGGUGGUUGGACCCAGAGGGCUCCUCAAAGACAAGACUCGUGUCCUGGUGACCCACGGUCUGAGCUACCUGCCCCAGGCUGACCUGAUCCUGGUGAUGGUGGAGGGAGAGAUCACGGAGAUGGGCUCCUAUCUGGAGCUGAUGGGGCGCAAGGGAGCCUUUGCUGAAUUCAUACGUGUCUUUGCUGGGAACGAGCACAAGGAGCGCUCACAAAUGGGUACCAGAAGGUCUGUGUCUCGCCUGAGUAUGACAGACUUCUCCAUAGACCUCUCUCAGGAACAACUCAUCAGUGGUGACAUGAUGAGCAGCGCCAGUGUUCAGACCAUGGAGGCCUCAGACACGGAGGAUAUGGAGCCAGCAGAAGACGUGGGCAGACUGACGGAGGCAGACAAGGCCAACACUGGGAGGGUGAAACUCCAGAUGUAUGUGGAGUACUUCCGGACCAUCGGGACUGCCCUCAUUAUCCCCAUCAUCUUGCUCUAUGCCUUCCAGCAGGCCGCCUCCCUCGCCUACAACUAUUGGCUGAGCCUCUGGGCCGACGACCCAAUCAUCAAUGGCACCCAGAUCGACACAGAUCUCAAAUUGGGCGUGUUCGGAGCACUGGGGUUUGCUCAGGGCGUGGCUAUCUUCGGCACUACCGUGGCCAUAUCGCUGGGUGGGAUCAUUGCCUCCCGCCACCUCCACCAGGACCUCCUCAGCAACGUCCUGCGCUCCCCCAUGGCCUUCUUCGAAGUCACGCCCUCAGGAAACCUCCUCAACCGCUUCUCCAAGGAGGUGGACGCCAUCGACUGCAUGAUCCCUGACGGUCUGAAGAUGAUGUUGGGGUACCUGUUCAAACUGCUGGAGGUCUGCAUCAUCGUUCUGGUGGCCAUGCCCUUCGCUGGGGUGGUGCUGCUGCCACUGACGCUGCUGUACGCAUUCAUACAGAGUUUCUACGUGGCCACAUCCUGUCAGCUUCGUCGGCUAGAAGCAGUCAGCCGUUCUCCCAUCUACACCCACUUCAACGAGACGAUCCAGGGAGCCAGCGUGAUCCGAGCCUUCUCAGAGCAGGAGCGCUUCAUACAGCAGGCCAACACACGCAUCGACCACAACCAGACAUCAUACUUCCCACGCUUUGUAGCCACCAGAUGGUUGGCAGUGAACCUGGAGUUCCUGGGGAAUCUGUUGGUGCUGUCGGCGGCCACCUUGGCUGUAAUGGGCAGGAACACACUGAGCCCAGGCAUAGUGGGACUGGCUGUGUCACACUCCCUACAGGUGACCGGUAUCCUGAGCUGGAUUGUGAGAUCCUGGACUGAUGUGGAGAACAACAUAGUGUCUGUGGAGAGAGUCAAAGAAUAUGCAGACACACCUAAGGAGGCUCCAUGGACCAUCGAAGGCAGCACACUCCCCCUGGCCUGGCCCAUCCACGGCACCAUGGAGCUGGAGGAGUAUGGAUUGCAGUACCGCAAAGGACUGGACUGGGCCCUCAGGGGCGUCUCCCUCAGCAUCCAGGAGAGAGAGAAGGUUGGAAUAGUGGGCCGGACUGGAGCAGGGAAAUCCUCCCUGGCAUUGGGAAUAUUCCGGAUACUUGAAGCAGCAAAGGGAGAGAUUUACAUAGACGGGAUAAACAUAGCUCAGAUUGGACUGCAUGAGCUGCGCUCCAGGAUCACCAUUAUACCCCAGGACCCAGUGUUGUUCUCUGGCUCUCUGAGGAUGAAUCUGGACCCCUUUGACAGCUAUUCUGAUGAGGAGGUUUGGAGAGCGCUGGAGCUCGCCCAUCUCAAGAGCUUUGUUUCAGGCCUGCCAGACAAACUCAAGCAUGAGUGUUCAGAGGGAGGAGAGAACCUCAGUUUGGGUCAGCGCCAGCUGGUAUGUCUGGCCCGAGCCCUCCUGAGGAAGACUAAGAUCCUGGUUCUGGAUGAGGCCACGGCUGCCGUGGACCUGGAGACAGACAACCUGAUCCAGUCCACCAUCAGAACCCAAUUUGAUGAUUGCACUGUCCUGACCAUCGCUCACAGAUUAAAUACCAUCAUGGAUUACACCAGGGUGAUAGUGAUGGAUAGAGGUCUGAUAACAGAGAUGGACUCUCCCUCCAACCUCAUCUCCCAGAGGGGACAGUUCUAUAGUAUGUGUCAGGAGGCCGGCCUGGUUUGAACCCUCCCCAGCCAGGAGGCCUGGGUAUCGGGCAAACCCUGCCACAUCAUGUCCCUACCACACCUGUAGGGCUGGAGGAUUAUUUUUCAAAUAGCACUAAAACUGAAAAAGUCUACUACAAAAAAUAUACUUUGUUUGUAAACUCUUCCCUUAUUUGGAAGUCCUGCAGAUGAGCAUUGUGGCUCAAGAUGACUUAGCCUCUUUUAUCAGAAACAUAAACAAUCAAACGUGUCACUGUUGCCAUGGCGAGAACAUCUGAAGACAGUCAGGAAGAAGGUACGUGUUUGUGACUGACAGGUGCAUCCCAAACACAACCCUAAUCCCUACUUAGUACAUCUGACCACAUCGUUUGUACUACAGCACGAGUUCCCUUCUGCGUUCGGAGUGUCCCAGAAGUAUGCCUUCAUAUUCAUUAUACCAGUACCUUCAAUCUACCAGCAAGCCUUCAAUCUACCGGCAAGCCUUCAAUCUACCAGCAAGCCUUCAAUCUACCGGCAAGCCUCUACCAGCAAGCCUUCAAUCUACUGGCAAGCCUCUACCAGCAAGCCUUCAAUCUACUGGCAAGCCUUCAAUCUACCGGCAAGCCUCUACCAGCAAGCCUUCAAUCUACUGGCAAGCCUCUACCAGCAAGCCUUCAAUCUACUGGCAAGCCUCUACCAGCAAGCCUUCAAUCUACCGGCAAGCCUCUACCAGCAAGCCUUCAAUCUACUGGCAAGCCUCUACCAGCAAGCCUUCAAUCUGCCAGUAGGUUUCAUGAGUCUUCUCAAGUAUUCCCUGUGGAUAGGUCAAAUAUACCCAGGUUCCUCAUUCUCCCCAGGUUCCUCAUUCUCCCUGUAGAUGGGCCAUGUACCCUCAGGGUUCCCUGUACCCCUGAUAGAGAACCAUUAGAAUAGUGUUCUAUUUGGGCAGUAGACUCUUUCCUGAAGACAAUGAAAGUUUUCCUAAAUUAAACUAUGAACUCUUUGUAUAACGGGGGAUGCUGUUGACCUCUUGUGGCCUUGUCUGGGACACUUUCAUGUCAAGAUGAGGAUGAGAUGAAAAAGGGAUGAAUAACAGGUGCUUUGUGAGCAAUCUAUGUAGCAGGCCAAAAAACACACACUGCCAAUACACACUCUUACACACGCACACAACACAACAGACAGACACAUUGGUGCUAAGGAGGCUAUUAGUAUAGAAGACAAUCAGAUACACCAAGAAGCUGAAGUCAGGCUCAACUGUCAACUUGAAAUGUGAACAUACUGCCAAAAGGUGAACGAUUUGUGUACGUUUGUGGAAUUGUUGUUUCUUUUCAUGUAUUGGGACAAAUAAAACAAAGAAAAUGGGAAAAAAGUAAAAAGGGUAAAAAGAAUGUAUGACUUCUGAAACUAAACAGUUUAGAGUCUAAAGUAUAUUUUAAAGGUUACUAUUGUUUUAUAAGGACACAACCUGAUCUACAUUCCACAGGUUAUUGUUUUAUAAGGAAAGAACCUGAUGUAUAUUCUACAGUUUGCAAAGUCUGUAUCUGUUCUCAGUAAAACUUGCAUACAAGGUCCAACCAUAACUACCAUAAAUCUUCUGUACUGGCACACUAUGGGGAAACUUCCACAAUGAGCACCAAUAUGUUGUUAACUGCCUUGCUCAGGGACAGAAUGACAGAUUUUCUUCCUCUCAAUUUGCCAGUCCCGGGAUUCAAUCCAGCAACCUUUAACAGCUGUGGAAAUUGAGAUCUCUGAUGCAACAAUAAAAGCUGAGUGGUGACUGUACCGGUCUUCACACCUCCGUUUGAACCAUGGUACCCUAUUCUCUUUGUUAAGCAGUACUUUUCACCAGGGUCUGUGGGGAAAAGUGUGCCAUUGUGUAGAAAUACAUAGCUCAGUACCAGUAGUAUAACACAUUAAGAAUGUACUUUAAUGAAGCCCCAACAACUGAAAUGUCUCCUCAGUGUUCACCAUCUCAGUCGGAUUCAGCUGUAGGAAUACGGUUUCCACGGUGACAGAGAU